Molecule: messenger RNA, 825 nt
Organism: Amblyraja radiata (thorny skate)
Lineage: Eukaryota; Metazoa; Chordata; Chondrichthyes; Rajiformes; Rajidae
Product: B1 bradykinin receptor-like
Exons: 1
Coding region: 1-825 (274 amino acids)
Biological process (GO): G protein-coupled receptor signaling pathway
Cellular component (GO): plasma membrane
Molecular function (GO): G protein-coupled receptor activity
Source: RefSeq, a predicted model, not a curated record
AUGGCGGUGUCCGACUUCUUAUUCGUUCUAACUGAUCCCCUACUGAGGAGGACAGGUCAGUAUUAUUUCCCAAAUUCUUUUCUGCAUAUCACUCCCGUGUGCAGUCUCAAUAUCGUCUUGCUCGCAGCGGCCACGACUAUCUCUGUCUGGGUAACAGUCGCUUUCACGUUUGAUCGAUUUGUGGCCAUUUGUUGUGAGAAACUGAAAUCGAGAUAUUGUACAGAGAGAACGGCGGCUGUAGUUAUAGGGAUAGUGUGUGUGCUGGGAUGCUUGGUGUGUGUACCCUGGUACUUUAUAUAUGAACCCCACCGUUACAUUAACGGUGUCCCCUUGGGCUGUGCUGUUACAAUGCAUUUCCUAACUUCAGAAUCUUGGGCCGCAUUUGACUUGAUUGAUCGUAUGAUAACCCCCUUUAUCCCGUUCUUUCUGAUUUUAUUGCUCAAUAUACUGACGGUCAGACGGAUUUUAGCGGCAAGUGGAGUCCGCAGAGGCUUCCGGAGCCGCAGCAAUGGAGAGAACGACAAAGACCCGGAGAUGGAGAACCGGAAGAAGUCUAUCCUGUUGCUCUUCAGUAUAACGGCUAGUUUUAUAUUGUCGUGGUUGACAAAGGUUGUGUUUAAUAUUUACAGAAGAUUAACAGAUGUCAGGUAUUAUUCUUAUUCUGACCCAAAUUACAUCGCCCAAGCAGCAGCAUUUAUGCUGCAAGUGCUCAAUUCCUGCACUAACACGUGCAUUUAUAUCUUAACCCAGAGACGAUUCAGGCAGGAGCUGUGGAACCUGGCGAGGUUUCCCUUGAAUCUCGCCAUGAAAGUGUUUAAAUCAUAG